AGCAAAUUCCACAAGGGACGACUGCAGGCCAAAAGUAGAAGAGAAAUAAGCUGAAUCUCCUCGAAGGUCAAAAUCGAACAACAAGGAAUAAAGAAUGGGCGCAUCUCUUGAAACCAACAAAACCAAGACAGGUCAGUUUUGGCGCGAAUUGCAGCAAGGACUGAGUUUUUACGACAUGCCGGAAACUGUGGACAGAACGGAGAAUCCGCGACCACAUUCCACGAUUGAAGAGAUCACAAUGGUGGUGGUGGGGAGACCAUUCACCUGCUUGAGCCUGUGUGUAGAAGGUGGGAAGCAGUGUCCUGGCGGUAUGUUACUGGUACCCUCUUUAGCAUGGCUUCAGAAAGAACCCUCCAACAGUUCCAAUACUCAAGGAGAUCUGCAAACCUUACGGGUACACAAGGCUGUUACAUUUGACUCUUGUGGUCGAACAUUUUUGGACAUUUUCAACCCACCUCGCCGUGUCACUUACUUGAUGAACCUUUCCACGGGUGAUGACAGGAUAGAUGCACAAAAUACUACCAAAUUUUUGGAGGAUUCAGAAUGCCCAUUUGGAGUCACCGAGAAGUUAGUGAGGUGCUUGGAUGAUCGAAUUCUCAUGCGUAUUCUCGUAGCGGACGCUGGCGUUGCCUAUCCCGACACGCUGGCAUUUGUGUACAAACCUCAAGUUUCCUACAACCAAGGAAAACACAAUAUUUUUGUGGUCCCUCUUCAAAGUGAUGACAGAAAAGAAACAGUCCAUAAAGAGCUAGAUGCGUUCUUGGCUUAUUUGUUAAAGAAGGGAAUUAGAAAGGUGGUCGUCAAAGCCCCUCGGUCCUCAUCCCUAACUGUGUCCUACCACCCUGCCAGUGAGGUAGAAGACGUCUACAGUGCCGUGUAUACAGAAAUGGAUGUCCUUGAAGAGGGGGAGGGCAUCAUCGUGGAAGCAUUUUGUGAGACCCUUAAGCCAUUACCGGUCCCCCAUCUUGACUACGAAGAACGCUCAGUUGGCAUCAUGACCAAGCCGCUGUCCAGCACAAUUCGAGCUGUCGUCUGCUCCACUCCCGACGGGAAUCAGCUGGUUUCGGAUAUCUACUGCGGCGUUGGUCACGCAGACAGGACGCUCCACUGCGACAAUACCUUUCCAUUGUCACUUGAAAGCUUCCUAAUUCAGUGGGGGUUAAAUGGUAGAUCCGAAAUUGAAAAGAUACGUUCAAUGAUCAAGGAGAAGGCGAAAGCCAUUUUGAAAACCUGGAAAAGGCUCGAGAGCAGUUUGAGCAAGGAACAAGAAGUGACAUUAAGGAGAACAGGCAUAAUAGGUGUAAAUUUCAUUCUGACCCAGAAGGAAGACGGCAGUUAUGACGCCGUGGCUGUAAGUAUCAAUAACAGCAGGAAAACCAUCGCGAACACGCAGAUCUACGAGUCUCAAAACCCCGCCAAGCUUGGAAGUAGCCUACGACCCCUAGUGGCAACCAUGGUGAACCGUAGUCAGAGAUUCCUACUUCGAGGAAAGAAAAUUCUUCUUCUAGGCGUGGGGGAAAAUUAUCUGUGGGAAGCUGCUUUGGAAUACGAUGCAAAAAUAAUUCUAAUUGACCCGGAUCCUAUCCAAAAAGAGGUUAAAGGGAUUUACAAGUUUAUUCAAUGUGAUAUAGGAGAUCAUAGCCGUGAUGAUGACAACGCAGAGAAAAUUGUUCGAAUAGUACGUACACAUGAUUUAGCCAUAGACGGCUGCAUGACCGUGGUGGAAGAUUACGUUUCUUUGACGUCACUGGUGUGCAAGGCACUGCGCAUGAUCGGAAGUUCACCUGAUGCUGCAAGAAUAACCAAGAAGAAAAGCCUCACCCAAAGAGCGUUAGAAGAAUCUAGAAACAAAAUUCCUUUUUUGCCCAGCCCCUCUCGUUUUGCCGUCAAAACUCUGGAAAUUAACAAACCUGGGGAUGUGACGGGCUCGUCAAAUCUUAUCCAAUACCCCGCCCCGAGUACGGGACAAGUUCCUUUGGAAUAA
This is a messenger RNA of Lingula anatina, 1984 nucleotides long. Its product is annotated as carnosine synthase 1. Gene Ontology annotation, molecular function: carnosine synthase activity; metal ion binding; ATP hydrolysis activity. Gene Ontology annotation, biological process: carnosine biosynthetic process. Lineage: Eukaryota; Metazoa; Brachiopoda; Lingulata; Lingulida; Lingulidae. The record is from RefSeq and is a predicted model, not a curated record.